CAAAUUUCGGAAAUAUAUGAAUUAUUUAUCAUCUAAAAACACAAAAUAGGUUAAGGUAACUAUACAUUUAAAUGCACACUUUUACGUACUACAACUGUGUGCAAAAGUUGUGUACACAAAUUGAUGAUCAAUAGUGUAAGACAGAAACAUGGACAAAAUGAUGGACAGCGACGAAGUAUUAUUUUUAGCAAAAGCAAGUGGAACGGUACUGAUUUCGUCUGUUGUGCUUUAUGUCGCAUGGAAAAAAAUAAGAGGCAAAGCUCCCAAGAAGAAUCAUCCUCGAGAUACAGUUAUACUUCAUCAGUUUGAACGAGGUCCAUAUGCACCAAGUAUGACACCAUAUGCUAUUAAAGUAGAAACUUACCUCCGUAUGGCAAAGAUUCCAUAUAAAAAUGAACACGGUUUCACUCCCAGCAAAAAAGGAAAAUGGCCAUGUAUUGAAUACAAUGGAGAGGAAAUUGCAGAUUCUGAAUUUUGUAUAGAAUAUUUAAAUAAUAAACUAGGAAUCGAUCUGGAUAAAGACUUUCCAGCAAAGGAAAGGGGUAUAGCAAGAGCUUUUCAGAAAAUGUUAGAAGAAAACACAUACUGGGCAUGCGUACUAGAUAGAUGGGUAUAUGAUGAAGACUGGACAUCUUGUAAAGUCAUGAAAAUUCCAACAUUAACUGGUUAUUUUAUCAGACGACAAAUGAAGAAAAUGGCGUAUGCCCAUGGAAUGGGACGACAUACUCCAAAUGAGGUGUACCAUAUUAUGGAGCUUGAUUUCAAGGCUUUAUCUAAUUUCUUAGGUAACAAAAAAUUCCUCCUAGGAGACAAGCCAUGCCAAGCAGACUGUAGUGUAUUUGGUCUGAUUAGUAAUGCUUACUGGCAAUCGUUCGGAACUCAAGUAGAAUCAACAAUCAAAAAGUACAAAAACUUAUGUGAUUAUUGUGAAAGGAUGAAGGAGACGUUCUGGCCUGACUGGAACGAAUGUAUUACGCAUGGGGGUACAAAAGAGGCGACGAAAUGAUUAUUGGUUUUGUCAUGAGCUAAUUUGUAC
Messenger RNA from Mytilus trossulus (common blue mussel), 1036 nucleotides. RefSeq names its product failed axon connections homolog. Bases 149 to 1006 code for a protein of 285 amino acids. The record is from RefSeq and is a predicted model, not a curated record. NCBI's taxonomy places the organism in Eukaryota, Metazoa, Mollusca, Bivalvia, Mytilida, Mytilidae. The transcript is spliced from 6 exons. Gene Ontology annotation, cellular component: cytoplasm.